AAGAGGGACCGACAGACAUAUGCCUCUUCCUUACAGGGCACAGUGAGAUAGACUUGGGUUUGACGACCGAAACACUGCUCUGCUCUGCUCUGCUAUUCUCUGCGUCUUCGGUUUCGUAUUUACAUUCACUUGGACUAGAUGGGUAAGACUAUUCAGGUGUUUGGCUUCCCAUCUCACGUGUCUCCGGAAGCAGUUAAGGAAUUUUUGGAGCGAUACACAGGUAGUGGAACUAUUUUGGCUUUGAAGGUUAGGAUGCCCAAAAAUGGAGGUUCAAGAGCAUAUGCUAUUGUCCAAUUCAUGACUUCCAAAGAUGCUGAACUGAUUAUUACCUUGACUAAUAAACGCCUAUGGUAUGGGAACUCUUAUUUGAGGGCUCGGGAAAUGGAACUUGAUAUUGUGCUAAAGCCUAGGGCCUAUUUACAUAGCAUGGAACAUAUAACACUGCACUUUGGGUGCCAGAUCUCAAAUGAAAAAUUUUAUGUUCUUUGGAAAGGGAAAAAUGUUAUUGUGAAUUUUGGAUUUGAACUAAGAAAAAUAUACUUCUACUUUUCGGACUGCCGUAUAGAAUACAAGCUUGAGAUUGACCAUGAGAACAUAUUGCAAAUUAAGCUAUAUCGCUCACGUAGUCGAAGUGCAAAGUAUCUCCUCAUUCAGUUACUAGGUGCCCCUCGGAUUUAUAAAAAGGAUGUUCGCACCUCUGGAAAUGUAUUUGAAGAUCCUGGUCUCAACUAUGUCAGGGAUUCUCCUGCUGACCAAUGGAUUAGGACAACUGACUUCACUCCAUCUUGUUGUAUUGGUCAAUCUUCUGCUCUAUGUAUGGAGAUUCCACAUAACUGCCGAAUUCCUAAUUUUAAAGAAUACUUUGUUCAUUAUAAAGAAGAUGAUGACCAGUUUGUUUUGGAGAAAGGCUUAACAUAUUCUGGCAAUUCGAAUCUUGUCCCCAUCCUUCACCCACCUCUGGGAGUUAGCUUACCAUAUAAUAUCUUGUUCAGGAUUUGUUUAUUGGUUCAAAAUGGCCGUCUUUCUGGGCCAACACUUGAUUCUAGUUUUUAUCAGUUGGUUGAUCCUUGUAGAAGAAGCAUUGUUUGCAUAGAACAUGCCUUGGAGAAACUGUACCAUUUAAAGGAGUGCUGUUAUGAACCUGUGAAGUGGCUCGAUGAGCAGUACAGAAAAUACUCGGCAUCUAGUCAACCUCCAAAGCCGCCUGCCAUUUCCUUGGAUACUGGGUUGGUUUAUGUUCGCAGGGUUCACAUUACUCCAUGUAAAAUAUAUUUCUGUGGUCCAGAGGUCAAUGUCUCUAACAGGGUGUUACGCAAUUACCCUGAUGAUAUUGAUAAUUUUCUUCGAGUGUCUUUCGUUGAUGAGGACCUGGAUAGACUGCAUUCGACAGAUUUAUGUCCAAGAGCAUCUUCUGGGAAUGAGAAUAAGCAUACUGAAAUUUAUAGAAGGGUGCUUUUAACUCUUAGAAGUGGCAUAGCUGUUGGUGAUAAGAAAUUUGAAUUUCUCGCCUUUUCAACGAGUCAAUUACGAGAAAACUCUGCGUGGUUCUUUGCCUCAAGACCUGGGCUUACUGCUGUAGACAUAAGGGCGUGGAUGGGUGAUUUUCAUCAGAUAAAAAAUGUGGCAAAAUAUGCUGCCCGACUGGGACAAUCAUUUAGCUCAUCUACAGAAACUUUGCCCGUUGGUAGGCAUGAAAUUGAAAUUAUUCCUGAUGUAGGGGUUGAGGGGGGAACAACCAAUUAUGUUUUCUCUGAUGGAAUCGGAAAGAUCUCUGCCGAUUUUGCUCACAAAGUGGCUGGAAAAUGUCGCUCAAAAUAUUUUACUCCAUCAGCAUUUCAGAUUCGUUAUGGUGGGUACAAAGGUGUUGUGGCUGUUGACCCAACGUCAUCAAAGAAAUUAUCAUUACGGGAGAGCAUGUUCAAGUAUGAAUCACAGAACGAAAAAUUAGAUGUUUUGGCAUGGAGCAAAUAUCAACCAUGUUUUCUCAAUCGUCAACUGGUCACUCUUUUGUCCACUCUCGGGGUUAGCGAUCAUGUUUUCGAAGAGAAGCAAAGAGAAGCCAUAAAACAACUGGACAGUAUGUUAAAAGAUCCGUUGAAGGCACAGGAGACACUCGAGUUAAUGCCUAUAGGAGAGAACACAAACAUUCUCAAAGAAAUGCUGAUGUGUGGGUAUAAGCCUGAUGAUGAACCAUUCCUCUCAAUGAUGCUGCAAACGUUCCGGGCAUCCAAAUUGCAGGAUUUGCGGACUAGAGCAAGGAUAUUGCUGCCGAAUGGAAGAGCCAUGAUGGGAUGUUUAGAUGAAACCAGGACCUUGGAAUAUGGUCAGGUAUUUGUGCAAUUUUCAAGCAGUGCACGUCGGGCAUGUUAUGAUGAUUCCCCCUUUAUGUGCAGCGACAGCAGAUCAAAUCGGCAGACUCGCGUUAUUGAGGGAAAGGUGGUAGUUGCUAAAAACCCCUGUUUGCACCCAGGUGAUGUGCGUGUCUUAACGGCUGUUAAUGUUCCAGCUUUGCACCAUAUGGUGGAUUGUGUAGUUUUUCCCCAAAAGGGAGUCAGACCUCAUCCCAAUGAAUGUUCGGGGAGCGAUCUGGAUGGAGAUAUCUACUUUGUUUGCUGGGACCAUGAACUAAUUCCACCGCAGCAGAUCCAACCUAUGGACUACACACCUCCACCACCUAUACGCUUGGAUCAUGAUGUGACAAUUGAGGAAGUUGAGGAGUACUUUGCCGACUAUAUUGUUAAUGACAGCUUAGGUACCAUUGCAAAUGCCCACACUGUAUUUGCAGAUAAGGAGCCCAAGAGAGCAAUGAGCAAUCCAUGCCUUGAGCUUGCAGCGCUAUUUUCAAUUGCUGUUGACUUCCCAAAAACUGGUUGGCUUGCUGUAAUACCAUCUUAUCUGCAUAUCAAAGAAUAUCCUGAUUUCAUGGAGAAGCCCAACAGAUCCACCUAUGAAUCACAGACUGUGAUUGGAAAGCUUUUUCGUGAGGUGAAAGAUGAACCAGACAAAAGCUUUAUGCGAUCCUUCCCUCCUGAAAUGGCUAGGUGUUCUUAUGACCCUGACAUGGAAUAUGAAGGGUUUGAAGAUUACAUCACUGAUGCAUCUUAUUACAAAAGCAAUUAUGAUUUUAAGUUGGGGAAUCUAAUGGACUACUAUGGGAUAAAAACAGAGGGUGAAAUAAUCAGUGGGUGUAUUUUGAAAAUGUCAAAAUCCUUCAGUAGGAGAAGAGACUUCGAACAAAUUACUGUGGCUGUGAAGUCCUUGAGGAAGGAAGCUAGGACCUGGUUCAGUGAGCAGGGAAAAGGGUUAGAUUUUGGAGAGGAUAAUGAAUAUGCUAAAGCAUCAGCUUGGUAUUAUGUCACAUAUCAUUCUAGUUAUUGGGGUUGCUACAACGAGGGAAUGAAUAGAGAUCAUUUCUUAAGUUUUCCUUGGUGUGUCUAUGACAAAUUGGUUCGCAUCAAGAGGGAUAAGAUGAGUAUCCGAAGGCGCUCUAAAGUUGUCAUCCAGUUUGACCAUGGAUUACAUUUGAAUUAAAUUACUCUAUUGUACUUAAGAUGUGUAAAUAUAAAUUUAGCUCUUGAUUUUCAAGAGUGCUUUCUAAGCGCGUGUAUAUCUAGAAAUAGCUGAACAUAUGAUGGCCUUGACUUCCACCAACGUUCUGUUGGUUGACAAUUGUAUAUAUACUCGUAUUUAUUGAUGUAGAAGUGUUAUGCUG
Molecule: messenger RNA, 3712 nt
Organism: Malania oleifera
Lineage: Eukaryota; Viridiplantae; Streptophyta; Magnoliopsida; Santalales; Ximeniaceae
Product: probable RNA-dependent RNA polymerase 1
Exons: 5
Coding region: 139-3531 (1130 amino acids)
Biological process (GO): siRNA processing
Cellular component (GO): nuclear RNA-directed RNA polymerase complex
Molecular function (GO): RNA binding; RNA-directed RNA polymerase activity
Source: RefSeq, a predicted model, not a curated record